Messenger RNA from Sinocyclocheilus grahami, 850 nucleotides. Its product is annotated as probable ATP-dependent RNA helicase DHX58. The transcript has 6 exons. Gene Ontology annotation, cellular component: cytoplasm. The annotation marks the transcript as partial. NCBI's taxonomy places the organism in Eukaryota, Metazoa, Chordata, Actinopteri, Cypriniformes, Cyprinidae. Gene Ontology annotation, biological process: cytoplasmic pattern recognition receptor signaling pathway; negative regulation of RIG-I signaling pathway; antiviral innate immune response. Gene Ontology annotation, molecular function: double-stranded RNA binding; DNA binding; hydrolase activity. The record is from RefSeq and is a predicted model, not a curated record.
AUGGACUUCAACCUUAGACCGUACCAGGAAGAGGUGGUGCAGGCAGCGCUCAGAGGGGAGAACAGCAUCAUCUGGCUGCCCACCGGUGGAGGAAAAACCCGUGCUGCGGUUUAUGUCACUCAUAAUCACCUGGAGACCACAGCCAAUGCCAAAGUGGCUGUGCUCGUCAACAAGGUGCAUCUAGUUGACCAGCACUUCGCAAAAGAAUUCAAGCCUUAUCUUGAGAGUAGAUACAAGAUAACAGCCAUCAGUGGGGACAGUAAUGAGAAAGACUUGUUUGGGCAUCUAGUCAAGGCCUCAGACCUGGUCAUCUGCACGGCUCAGAUUUUGGAGAAUGCCCUGAUUAGCACGGAGGAGGAAAAACACGUGGAGCUGACUGACUUUACCCUGCUGGUAAUAGACGAAUGUCACCAUACACAAAAGGAGAGUGUCUAUAAUAAGAUUAUGGGCCGCUAUGUUGAAAAGAAAUUGAGAAAAGAAGGGAAUCUGCCUCAGAUUUUGGGCCUCACCGCAUCACCUGGUACAGGAGGAAAUAGGAAACUGGAUAAAGCUGUUGAACAUGUACUGCAGAUCUGUGCCAAUCUGGACUCAGUAAUUGUGUCCACCAAGAAUUUUACACCAGUGCUGCAGAAAGUCGUCCCCAGACCCAAAAAGCAUUAUGACAUUGUUGAAAGAAGAGCUCUGGAUCCAUUUGGCGACCACUUGAAAUCAAUGAUGUCGAUGAUUCAUGAGUUUAUGCCGUCAACGGUGAGUCGCAGCCUGCGAGAGAUGGGCACCCAGGAAUAUGAAGCGGAUGUGGUGGAACUAGAAAAAACAGGUGUAAAGAAAGAGAACAGACUGAUUGCUCAGU